AUGGAAGAUGGGUAUCUCAGCGAAGCCCCACCAUGGUUCAAGGAAUUUCUCAAGAUCCAGGCAAAACAGUUCGACUCGUUGAAGGAAGAGGUGACCAGCAUAAAGGGCGUGAUUGACCAGGCGAGGAUCGAGGCUCAGGAUGCAAGGAAGGCAGCGGAGGAGGUUCAGGAGAAGAUGGAGGAUGUGGAAAUGCAGGUGGAAGGAAUUCGGAAUGACCUGGAGGACCUUUACUUAACAAAAGAGCAAAUCGAGCAGAUGAUCGACAGCAAAGUGCAAGACGCUAAGGACAACAUCAACAACAACAGUGACCCCCCCAGGAGCGGUGCAUGGCAGCGUAAUGGGACGGAGGGAGGGGGAAAGGCAGAUGCAGAGAAGCAUAUACGGGAUAAGCAGGUUGUUGCCUUUGGCUUCGAUGGGAGCGGUUCGGCAGAGCAGGUGGUGGAGGAUCUGAAAAACUUGCUCAACCAGAUUGUGGGCGAAAGGUCGGGCGCAGUUGUGCUGACCACGACGGGCUCCACGAAGUUCGGCGUAAUCGAGUUCACUUCCAUCCAAUCGAAGGUAAGCUUCUGGAAGAAGGUACGGGACAAGCUGAACGACGACGAAGAUGCGUUCGGCGAGGUGUUCUUCCGGAACAACCUGACCACCGAGGAGAAGGACCGGGAAAAACGGAUGGGCUAUACAAAGUACCAUUUGUCUAAACACCCCGACCACAAAACCAAAGUUGUGAAAAUCAUAUGGCCGAAGGGGAUGGUUGUGGUCAAAGAGGGUGAGGGGAAGGAGAGGAAAAUUGCGUGGUACGAUGAACAUGGAGACUGGCGUACUACUAAGACCGGGAAGGCGGUGGAAGCGGAGGUGGAAGAGUCCAUGCGGAAGUGGCGGGAGAAGGUGAACGCCGGACCUGCCGAAGAGAGCGAGUGA
Messenger RNA from Prorocentrum cordatum, 918 nucleotides. Lineage: Eukaryota; Dinophyceae; Prorocentrales; Prorocentraceae. The record is from the annotation of a GenBank genome assembly.